Messenger RNA from Aspergillus mulundensis, 657 nucleotides. RefSeq lists its product as uncharacterized. Bases 1 to 657 code for a protein of 218 amino acids. Lineage: Eukaryota; Fungi; Ascomycota; Eurotiomycetes; Eurotiales; Aspergillaceae. The transcript has a single exon. The record is from RefSeq and is a predicted model, not a curated record.
AUGGACACAACCGAUCCCUAUCGAAUAGGCGGGCCUGGCAAACUCCCCCCAUGGCCGAUAACAACCGGGCCUUCCAUCGGAGAUAAUGCAAAUCUACCACCAGCCGCAGACGAUCUCGUCCUCGAGCUCCUCAAAACAUCAGGUAUAAUCUGGGAGAACAUCUACAUGUGCACCCGCAUCACAGAAGGACAGCGUGCCUCUGCGGCCGACAACACCCUCUACAUCCGUGCGCCUCUCGAAGACCACAACAAAGCAGUCUCUCUUCUUGAGGCUUUACUCGAAUGUCUACCUGGAAAGGGAUACGCAGGAAAAGUGGAAAUCGUUGACCCUCGUGCUAUAUCGGGCUACAAGACAUUUCCGCCGACGCUGUUCCAGGAGCAGCAGGAGGGUUGGGAGGAUACACUUACCCUGGUGACUGCUGCUCUUGCUAAAGCAGGGGUGGAUUGGCAGACGGUUUAUGCCGCGAAUCGGGGGUAUUGGGAGGAGGUCUCAAGGCCUGCCGUAGUGGUCAAGGCCUCUUGUGCUGAUGUACAGGAUCAUCCCGAGAUCACACGCCUUCGGGCUGAGCUGGGAGAGCGAGGUUUUUUGUUGGAGAUCCUAGGAGCCAGUGGGCUUUGGGGAGUGCUUGGCCCGUCUAGAUCAGAUGUCCUAGACUAG